Helianthus annuus (common sunflower) is the source of this 498-nucleotide messenger RNA. RefSeq lists its product as uncharacterized. Gene Ontology annotation, biological process: modification-dependent protein catabolic process; protein ubiquitination. Gene Ontology annotation, cellular component: nucleus; cytoplasm. The transcript has 2 exons. NCBI's taxonomy places the organism in Eukaryota, Viridiplantae, Streptophyta, Magnoliopsida, Asterales, Asteraceae. Gene Ontology annotation, molecular function: protein tag activity; ubiquitin protein ligase binding. Bases 1 to 498 code for a protein of 165 amino acids. The record is from RefSeq and is a predicted model, not a curated record.
AUGAAUAUAUCCAUCAAGAACGUUGAAGGAACGGUAAUCUAUUCUCUUGAAGUCAAUCCAACAGAUACCAUUGCCUCUGUGAAAGAAAAUAUUAAAAUGAAGGAAGGUAUUUAUGUUGAUGAGCAGGUGCUGAUCUUCAACAAAAUGGUUCUCGGGGACAGCAGCACCCUUUUCGACUUCCGCAUCAACAGUAAAUCGACCCUCACACUGAUACAAAUGUCAAGGGGAUUCAUGAAGAUAUUCAUCAACAUAAAAGCCAAGAUCCAGGAUAAGGUACUUAUUCUGUGUGACAAGCAGGAGUUGAUCUUUAACGAAAUGGUCCUCCAUGACAUUAACAUCAAAGGGGAUCUUGGCUUUUAUGUUGUAUAUGGUAUCAGAGGGUUUGAUAAAUGCAAUCUCAUGCGUUUAAAGGUGACUGGAACAUCGUCGUUGUCUUCACCAGUGGAGAAUCUCUUACUCGGAAUCACCCGUUCAACUCUUCUGUUGAUCCUGGCGUAG